AUGGCCUUAGAGGCUGAGGAAGAAAAUAUGGCUGUUGAGGCCUAUGUUUCAAAAGAGGAGGAUAGUUGGAUUUUGAAACCAAAGCCUCCGGAUAAAUCUAGAAGAGUUGCAGAAAACGUCGACUUGCAGCGAUUGGACUGCAUUUAUGAUGAUGAGCCUUUAGGGUUUGAGAAGAACCCCAUGGCGAAGGAGAAAAUGCAGCCACAAGAUCCUUUGAAGGAAAUAAACCUUGACGAAGAUGGUGAAAAAAUACCAACGUAUAUCAGCGCCAACAUCAACAAAGAGCUAAAAACUAAGGUAAUAUAUUUGCUUAAAGAAUUUAGAGAUUGUUUUGCUUUGGAUUAUAAUGAGAUUCCUGGUUUGAGCAGGGAUUUGGUAGAAUUAAAACUGCCAAUAAAAGCUGGGAAGAAGCCAGUAAAGCAAACACCUAGGCGUUUUGCGCUUGAUGUGGUGUCGAAGAUCAAAGCAGAAAUAGAAAGGCUCUUAAAAGCAAAGGAGGAUGUGCCGAAAACUGCGAUUCAGUGUCCAGGAGCCUUAGGCACAUAUGAGUGGGCUGUCAUGCCAUUCGGCCUGAAGAAUGCCGGAGAAACAUAUCAAAGGGUAAUGAAUUCAAUGUUUCGUGAUUUUAUUGAAGAUUUCAUGCAUAUAUACAUUGACGAUAUGGCAGGUGAUUUUCUUGGCUUUGUGGUGCAGAAAAAGGGUAUUGAAGUAAACCAAAGCAAAACAAAAUCCAUUAUGGACGUAAAGCCUCCGUCGACAAAGAAAGAGCUUCAGUCGUUAUUGGGAAAAAUAAGUUUCCUAAGGAGAUUUAUUUCGAACUUAAGUGGUAAGAAGAAAGUUUUUUCGCCACUCCUGCGAUUGAAGAAUGAGGAUUUUCAAUGGCGAGAAGAGCAUCAAGAAGCUUUCGACAAGACCAAAGAAUACCUGGUAAAGCCUCCAGUACUGGCUCCUUCUAUUAGGAAUAGGCCAAUGAGGUUGUACAUUUCAGCUUCUGAGUCAACUAUAGGUAGUAUGUUAGUCCAAGAGGAUGAAAAGAGUGUCGAAAGACCUGUGUAUUAUCUUAGUCAAAUGAUUAAUGGUCCUGAAACUAGGUAUAUUGAUAUAGAAAAACUAUGUCUAUGCCUUCGAAUUGGUAAAUGGGCUCUAGCAUUAACUGAGUAUUCUCUAACUUAUGCACCUUUAAAAGCAAUCAAAGGGCAAGUGGUGGCUGAUUUCUUAGUCGACCAUUCAAUGGUCGAAAUGGCUCAAAACUAUGUAGAUAUAGUGCCAUGGAAGUUAUACUUCGACGGUUCCAGCCAUAAGAAUGGCUCUGGCAUUGGGGGCAUUAUAAUUUCUCCAGUUGGAAUUCCAGCAGAGUUCAAGUACAAGAUUAAGGGAGCAUGCACAAACAAUGAGGCUGAAUAUGAGUCUUUGAUCACAGGACUUGAACUUCUGCUGGAAUUGGGGGCAAGGAAUGUCGAAAUUAUGGGAGACUCUGAGUUGGUGAUUAAACAGGUAUCAAGAGAGUACAGGUGUGUCAAAGAGAAUUUGAUUAUGUACUUUGUGAUUACCAUUAGAUUGCUAAAGAGAUUUGAACAAGUAAACAUUCGACACAUACCACAAAAGGAGAAUCAGGGAGCUAAUGCUUUAGCGCAAGAGGCUUCAGGAUACAAGGUUUUAAAGGAUCAAGAUGAAGAGAAGAUCCAAGUAAGAGAGAAGGUACGAGCGACGUUAUUGUCACCUUCAGACUUGUCGACCAUAAAGUUGGGAUCUGUGGAUAACGAGAACUUCGAGAUCAUGACUGUUGAUGAAAUAGGAGGGAAUGAUUGGCGAAAACCAAUAGUCGACUAUCUACGCAACCCUACGGGGUCGACAGAUUGA
Vicia villosa (hairy vetch) is the source of this 1860-nucleotide messenger RNA. RefSeq lists its product as uncharacterized. Bases 1 to 1860 code for a protein of 619 amino acids. The transcript has 4 exons. Gene Ontology annotation, molecular function: nucleic acid binding; RNA-DNA hybrid ribonuclease activity. NCBI's taxonomy places the organism in Eukaryota, Viridiplantae, Streptophyta, Magnoliopsida, Fabales, Fabaceae. The record is from RefSeq and is a predicted model, not a curated record.